Magnolia sinica is the source of this 804-nucleotide messenger RNA. Its product is annotated as protein phosphatase 1 regulatory subunit INH3. Gene Ontology annotation, cellular component: nucleus. Bases 53 to 376 code for a protein of 107 amino acids. The transcript has 2 exons. Lineage: Eukaryota; Viridiplantae; Streptophyta; Magnoliopsida; Magnoliales; Magnoliaceae. The record is from RefSeq and is a predicted model, not a curated record. Gene Ontology annotation, molecular function: protein serine/threonine phosphatase inhibitor activity; protein phosphatase 1 binding.
CUUCCCCAUUCUCCCCCGCCUUCUAACCCGAGAGAGAGAGAGAGAGGCGCAAAUGGCGAGCGCGAGAUCCACCACGACCACAACAACAACUACAGUAACCCUCGAGGAUCCCCCUCAUUCACAUCCACAUCAACACCAACAUCAGCAACAACAAACCCUCGUUCUUCGUCUAUCGCGCCCGAAGAAGAAGGUGACGUGGAAGGAUGGUACCGUCGAUAACGAGUUCCUACAUCGGAAGAGCUCCAAGAAGUGCUGCAUCUUCCACAAGCAGAAGCCUUUCGACGAGGACUCCAGCGACGACGAUGAGAAUGUAAACGGCGGCCACGAUCAUCCCGGUGGUGGGGCCGGCACCAGUGGUUGCUGUUCUUCUUCUUGAGGACAUUGAAUUGAUAGAUCUGUUGUCCAUCCCUCUAUUGUUAUGCAGGCAUCUUCUUCUAUUCGCUGAUGGUGUCAGCUGUAAUAUGCAACUCAAUUAUCUACAGGGAACCGGUGCAGCAGUAGAGAAUGUUGACUGCUGUGAUGGAGAUGGGAUGGGGGUGUGAAACUAUUCUGUCUAAUUGUUGUCUUGUAAAGAGUUCAAUCACCAUGAUGGGAUUUUUUUUGUGUGUCAGGUGCUCAAGUUUAAUGGUCAAGAGGGCUGUAAUGGUGCUGGGAGUUGGACUCUGUAUCUUUAGGUGGGGUGCGGACUACCUACUCCCAUUAUUUGGCACUGGAAAUGUAACCUGUUUGUCAAAUCGCAGAAAUCUUACUUGGCUUGCCAAAUUCUUCGUUGGAUUUGUUUAAUUGAAAGAAUGUUUUCUGCUA